This is a messenger RNA of Saxophila tyrrhenica, 780 nucleotides long. RefSeq lists its product as uncharacterized. Bases 1 to 780 code for a protein of 259 amino acids. The transcript has 2 exons. Gene Ontology annotation, cellular component: endoplasmic reticulum. Gene Ontology annotation, biological process: peptidyl-proline hydroxylation to 4-hydroxy-L-proline. Lineage: Eukaryota; Fungi; Ascomycota; Dothideomycetes; Mycosphaerellales; Extremaceae. Gene Ontology annotation, molecular function: L-ascorbic acid binding; procollagen-proline 4-dioxygenase activity; iron ion binding. The record is from RefSeq and is a predicted model, not a curated record.
AUGCCUUCAAAGCCGACGAAGACGAAGAAAGAUGCUGCAAAGCCUACCGGUUCCGCGCAGUCGGUACCACCACGCCCAAACUGGCCACCUAUCUCUCCUGUUCUACCGGCCGCAGACCUGAGCCUCGCCACUCUCUUAGCGGAUCAGGUUCUGACGAUCUCGCAGUUAUGGACAACUUCUCUCUGCAAGACCUACGUGAACUUCCUCUCCACCUUGCCGUUGACCACUACCCCUGGGAAGCCGAAGCGAGGCGAGGCGGUGCGAGUGAAUGAUCGAUUUCAGGUGGAUGAUCCCAUCUUCGCGGAGAGGUUGUGGAGCUCUACCGCGCUGAAAGAGAUAGUGGAGAAUCCGGUCAUCGAUGGAGAAGCGUUGAAUGAGCGGCAAAAGAGGGAGUUGUGGGGUGGUGAGGCGUUGGGCUUGAACUCGAAUAUUCGAGUCUAUCGGUAUUCGAAGGGGCAGUAUUUUGAUCAGCACUACGAUGACUCGAAUAACAUCUCCUUCCCCUCCACCUCAUCACAAUCAGCAGUCCCAGCCAAGACCACCUGGACGCUUCUGCUGUAUCUGAGCUCACCAGCGACCGGCUGUAAAGGCGGUGAAACCAUUUUCCAUCCAGAAGCUCCAAGCAAGCGGGAAGCAGCACCACCACCCAUCGUAGCAGAGCUCGAAGUCGGCAUGGCCCUCCUCCACCGCCACGGCAAAGACUGCCUCCUCCAUGAAGGCCGCGAAGUCACCGAAGGCGAGAAAUGGAUCAUCCGCAGCGACCUCUGCGUCAAGCGCUGA